Acanthosepion pharaonis is the source of this 897-nucleotide messenger RNA. The record is from the annotation of a GenBank genome assembly. Lineage: Eukaryota; Metazoa; Mollusca; Cephalopoda; Sepiida; Sepiidae.
AUGUUUUCUCUUUAUCUUUUCUUUCUACACUCUUCUUCUUCUUCUUCCUCUUCUUCUUUUCUUCUUUCUCUUCUUGUCUCUCCUACAAAUGGGCAUUACAAAACCUUUAUUUUUAUUUUUUCUCCCUCUUCUUACUUUCUUCUCCUUUCUUUACUUUCUUUUUUUUCUUCUUUCUCUUUUUCCUUCCCUAUAAGUGUCCUUUUCUUUCCUUUUUCUUCACUCCAUCUACAUUACCUUUUUAUUUGUUUCUUCUUUUCCCUUUUUUCCUCUUCUAAUUCUACCAAUUUCUUCACACCCUCCCUCUUUCUCAUUCUAUUAUUAUUUAUCAUUUUUUUCUUUUGUCACCUCUCUUUUCUUUGUUCUACUUUUAUAGAUAUAUCUUUUUAUUUUUCUCUUUAUCUCUCUUUUGUUUUUCCUCUCUUUCUUUCACUCCUUCACUUUCCCUCACCUUUUUUUGCUCCUUCACUUUCCCUCACCUUUUCUUUUUCUCCUUCAUUUUCUCUCACUCUUUCUUUCCUACUUUUUUCUUUCCUGCUUUCUUUCCUUCUUUUAUUUUCUCCCUUGCUUUCUUUUUUCUCUCCUGAUUUCUUUCCCUCUUUUUUUUCUCUCUUGAUUUUUUUCUUUCUCUUUUCUCUACCUCUUUUACUCUUUCUCUCUUCAUUCCAUUCUGUCUAUCACAUUUUUCUCUUUAUCAUUUCCUCUUUCUUUUUUCUUCAUCCAUUUCCUUUCUUUACUUUGUAUCCCUUUUGUCAUAAUUUUAAAUAUUUUAUCCUUCACAGGAAUAUUUGUCAUGUGAAAACUUUUAGGGGACAAAAGUCUUACUACCUUAUUGUAUCAAUAUCAAUGAAACAAGCUAUUGUUACUGCCAGUUUAUUUUUAAAAUAUUUUUUAUUGUAA